This is a messenger RNA of Mauremys reevesii (Reeves's turtle), 648 nucleotides long. RefSeq names its product maestro heat-like repeat family member 5. Gene Ontology annotation, cellular component: cytoplasm. The coding region runs from base 19 to 648 and encodes 209 amino acids. The transcript is spliced from 7 exons. The record is from RefSeq and is a predicted model, not a curated record. Lineage: Eukaryota; Metazoa; Chordata; Testudines; Geoemydidae.
ACCAAAACUUUGAAAACCAUGGAUGAGAUGCUGAAGGCCUUGGUGUGCGAGGAUCAGGAGCCCAACCUUCUGGUGCUGCAAAUCAUCUUGAAGGUCCUGCUCCCCUGGACCACAUCCAGGGAGGUACAUGAGCGGCUGAGGGCAGUGGGAAGGAUCAGGUGGCUGAUGGAAUUCAUGGGGUCUCAGUGCAAAUUCCAGGAAGUGGAGGAGUUCAGAGUCCUGGGCCAGCUGGUGGGGUGUCUCACUCUGUGCUGUGUGGAGCAGGAGCAGGAGAUCUGGCAAUCGGCUGUGGAGGGACUUCACCACCUCUUCUCCUUCAUGCAGCUGCUAAAAUCCAAAAUGCUGGUGAAGCACGGCGCAGAGUAUCGGCAGAUCCUCAAGGACAGUCAAACUGAGAGAGCCUUCUGGGUCACCAACAUCAGCAAUAUCACAUCGCUGUUUGGGAAGUACUUCAACCCAUCCGAGAGCAUGGACUUCCUCCUCGUUGCUAUCGACGGCGUGAGAGACUCCAGCGUCCAUGACGCAGUGACGGCCAGGAACAUGCUGCAUAAGAUCCUGGAGGUUCCCGGCCUAGGCUUGGUGAGGUGUUGCUGCGGAGAUGUGGAAGAUGCUGACAUCCCAGCCCAAGAGCACAGAAAAGAUCCUUAG